CCAGGUUUUUAGUGGAAACGAUAAACUAUCUUCUUCGCAUACAUUUGCUCCCGACAGUCGCCGCCGCCGGAUUCGGAUUCCCAUACGUGAAAAUACAUCAGGCUUCAGACGGUUGGUCUUAUACAUAGCAGUGAUGGCACCCGAAGCGUACAAGGCUGGAUUUACCAGUACGCAGUUUAUCAAAUGGCUCCUCGUCAUCUGCAACACUUGUCAUUUUAUAUUGGGACUGGGUCUGAUUGGAGCUGGCGUAGUCACUCAGGAGGCAUACAAAAAUUACAUUUCCUUCCUGAAUUUUGGCUACCGGUGGACGGCGGAUUUAAAUAUAUUGGUUGGAAUCGUUGUCAGUGUAGUAUCAUUCCUGGGAUGCUGCAGUGUAUGGAAAAGACAUCUGUAUCGUGUCACCACUUAUAAUUUGGCGUUUUCAAUCGUCUCGGGGUGUUUGUUCGCGCUGGUAAUUUCCGGAGUCAUCGCGGCAUAUAUACAACGGAAUAACAUUCAGACGUACCUUACGGCAUGUGUGGCCGAUUCCAUGAACAGCACCGAUCCCCAAGUUGCCAAUUUAUGGGCCCACACGCAAGAAACGUUACAUUGCUGCGGAGCCAGGGGUUAUAGAGACUGGAUUUACCUCAACAACGAAAUCCCACGUUCCUGUUGCAACCUGGGGAAAACAGUUUCUAUUUUAAUUAAUGGCACUUGUAAUUUAAACUGGAAGAGCCCAGAAUAUGUAGGCUGUUAUCCACUGCCGGCCGAUAAGAAUUGCCCAAUUUAUGUGGGGGGAUGCGCCAAUAGAAUUCGAUUUGAAGCCGAAGAACACAUGAGAGUGGUAGCCGCCGUGGGAUUAACUGUUGCUUCUAUUCAGAUUGCAUGUAUGACGUUAUCAUACAUUUGGGCUAAACGAGAGCGAAGCGAAUAUCAGGAGUUAGACACUGCGGGAAAGAAUGCACACAUUUUCCACAUCGUUCCGAUUUCAGGGCAUUCGAAAAGUUUUUCUGUCAAAAUUAACCAUGGCACAGAUAAGUAUUGAUAGGAACACCGACUGAGUGGCAGUUCUGUUGUUGACCUGCCAAUAGAUUGCUAUUCCAACUGUUU
Paramacrobiotus metropolitanus is the source of this 1089-nucleotide messenger RNA. Its product is annotated as CD151 antigen-like. The record is from RefSeq and is a predicted model, not a curated record. Bases 134 to 1024 code for a protein of 296 amino acids. The transcript has 6 exons. Lineage: Eukaryota; Metazoa; Tardigrada; Eutardigrada; Parachela; Macrobiotidae. Gene Ontology annotation, cellular component: membrane.